AGUAGCUCCAUAUGACAAGUCGUGCCAGUUGCCAGUUACGUAUCAGCGCAACACAGUUUGAAUACCCGCCUAGGCGAGUGGACUCUAGUUCGUCUUAUCCGUGUGUGCGCGUGUACGUGUCUCGUUUGUUUUUGUUUACCGUCCGUUGACGUGCCCUGGGACCAAAGUGACUGUGUUCGUGAGAACUAUGGGAUUACGCGCCGUGCGCAUGUUUUUCGUGGAAGACGGCUAAAACGGUCGCCAGCGAGAUAUUUACAAAGUGCAACAUGUCACAGUGCAAGAAAUUUUCACCAAACAUAUUCCACAAGACCAAGUGUUCCAAUUGCUUCCGUCAGAAGGAGGAACAUUCGGCCGAAGCCUUGGAAUGCAACCGGGUGUUUCACAUUAACGUUACUCGAAGUGCUAAAAGAAAGUGUGCAGAAGUGGAUAUGAGGAUGGCGAGCCUUCAAGCAACGGUUAGAAACCUACGCAACCAUCGCAUUGACCUGCAAAACCGAAGUCCUAUACAUGUAUUUCACCAUAAUGCCUGGCUUCUUCCCAAUAUACACUUUACUCUCGACAGCCGGAAGCCAUUAGAAACACAUACUUCAAAGGUACACGAGAACGAACUACGGAUGGCACCUAUUGCUGGGAGGAUGUACAUUCCCUCAUUAAAUGAAGAUAUCUCUCAAAUGAAUUGAGAGUUUUAUUACUGAGCAAUGUUUUUAUAAACAAUUUUAAUAACUGAUUGCUG
This is a messenger RNA of Acanthoscelides obtectus, 733 nucleotides long. NCBI's taxonomy places the organism in Eukaryota, Metazoa, Arthropoda, Insecta, Coleoptera, Chrysomelidae. The record is from the annotation of a GenBank genome assembly.